UAUUAAAUUUUAGCCCAUUUUAAACUCCACCAAUCCUUUUAAAACCUUUCAAAAGCUUAAGAAGACAAUUUCCGACCACCCAAACACUUCCUUCUCACUGUUCAUAAACUAUAUUACAUUUAGCGGGAAAUAUACAGUUAACUCAAAAAAUAAAAUAAAGAACUUGUUCAAUCAUGGCAAAAAAAAUCUCUUCCGUUUUUUUUGGGUCAUAAAAUCCAAACAUGUCCUUAUUUAUUUCUAUGACCUGUUUGGAAAAACUAGGAAAUCUUUCAUUUUCAUCUUAACUUUCAAGUUUUAACCUUUUAUUUUCCCCUCUCCAACAAUCUCGGCACAACAUACACGAAAUUUUCCUCCAUUUUCUGCUCCAACUUUUGUUGUUUUUUUUUUCUUCUGCUCACUAGUCAAAUUAAUAGUGAAAUGAAAUGACAAAUUUCUAUUUCCUAAAAUUUUGUAUUUAUGCCCUUAAUUUAAGUUACUGACUUUCACCUUUUUCUUUGCUUAUUAAGAUGGAGAAAAUUUUCUAACUUGUUUAAAACUAUGGGAAUUUCAAUUUCCUCUGUUUUUUCAUAAGUUAAAACCCCAAAAACCCAGAUUUUUUUUUUUUUUUCUAAUUGUGUUUUUCUUAAGGAAUUUAUGCUGAAGAACAUGCUAAUUUCUGGGAAUUCGAACUGGGUUUUUCUAUGGAGCUAUGUUGUUCAUGUUUUUGGUUUCAUUCUUCGGUAUAUUUUGAGGUUUUCUGGUGAGAAAUCUGUGGAAAGUAGAACACUUUUUGAUGAUAUUUGUGCAAAAUCUGAUGUGGGUAGUACUGAAAAUGAUGAUGAAAAGAUGGGUUGUGAUCAAAUUGAGGAGAGAGAAAUUCCCAAGUUUGAUUCUGAAGUUGCAAAUGUUUCCAAUGCAAGCACAAGUAAGUACCAGUUCUUUGCUGGGAAUAGUGUUUAUGCAUGCAUUGAAGAGCCUCAAACUAUGAACUUUACUGUCCAAGAAAUGUUUGUUAUUUCGCAUGAUGAAUCUUCUCUUGAGCAAGAAUCUCUUGAGAAAGAUGAUAUUUCUCCUCAGAUUGAUUUUCCAGUAUUUUCUGUUGAUUUUGAUCAUAAAGUUGGAGUUAAUUCUUGUUCAUUGGAUGAUAUUGGAGUUAAUUCUUGUUCAUUGGAUGAUAUUGGAGUUAAUUCUUGUUUAUUCGAUGAUAUUGAAGUUAAUUCUUGUUCAUUGGAUCAUAAUGAUUGUGUUAGUGAGUUAAGUGAUGAAGAAGAAGAGGUUGAAAAACAGAGCAAAACAGAGAACUCUGUUUUUGAUGUUAGUUUGAAAGUGGGAGAAGAAGGAUUAAGUUGUGAUCAAGAUGAGGAUGAAGAGAUUAUUGAUCAAAUAGAUGAAAUCGCGGCGAAUUUCGAUGAAUUUCGUCCGUCUGUAUCAGAUAGUGAUGAUUUUUGGGCUAGCAUUCAUACAUAUGAUGGUUUCUUAGUUAACAAUGAGAAGUUUGAUUCUGAAUUUGAUGAAAUAUUACAUCACAAAAGUUAUUCUUUAGCAUUGGAGCCUGAAACUCCAAUUGGUAUUGGUGAUUUAAGGGUGGAUUAUGAUCAAGAUAGUCCAAGCUCAAUUGAUGAUUUUCUAAUCAAUGAGAAUAAUUUUCAAUUAGAUGAUUUAAGUAUGGAUUAUGAUUAUGUGGUUGAUCAGAACAACUCCAAGGUAGAUGAUGUUAAUGAUGAAUUCGAGCACGAAGAUGUCGAAUCUUCUUACAUAGAACUAGAGCCGGAAUCAUUCUAUUCAACUAACAAUGCCAAAGAGCAUAAGACUAAGGAUGAACUAUCCUAUCCUAAGUACAACGAGAUCGAUGAAGAAAGCUCGAAUUUAAGUGAUUCGAAAGAUUUGGAUGGUAGUGACGAAGAUGAUCAAAUGGGAGGUGAUGUACUAUUGGAACAAAAGGAAUUGAUCCGGCAAAUGAAAAAGGAAAUGAGGCAAUUGAAGAUAAGUGGGCUACCCACUAUCUUAGAAGAAUCAGAGUCUCCAAGAGUGGAAGAAGAUUUGAGGCCAUUGAGAAUUGAUGAAAGAAUCGGACAUAAAGAUCGCAUGGAUGAAAUUCAAACCUUCUACAGAAGGUAUUUGGACAAGAUGAGAAAAUUGGACAUUUUGAGUCAACAAACAAUGUAUGCAAUUGGUCUUCUCCAAUUGAAAAACCAAGAUCUGGCCUUGAACAAAAAGGUAUCAGUUCCAGUAAUUAAGUCACUUCUGGCUCAAAACUUCUGGUCUAACAAGCUAAGAAAGCAUGAAGCUGAUCCAGUACAUAAACUAAUUAGAGAAUUGCAAAGGGACUUGGAAUUGGUGUAUGUUGGUCAGCUUUGUUUAUCAUGGGAGAUGUUGAAAUGGCAACAUCAUAAAGCUGAAGAGCUACAAGCUCAUGAUCCUGAUGGAUUUCGUCAGCAUAACCAAGUUGCCGGAGAAUAUCAGAAGUUCCAAGUUCUCUUACAAAGGUUCACCGAGGAUGAGCCCUUCCAUCAAGGACCCCGAGUUCAACACUAUGUUAAGAGUCGUUGUGGUCUUCCUGCCCUGCUUCAAGUUCCCCUUAUCAAAGAUGAUCCCAAGAACGAAUGGAAAAGAGAUGGGGAGGGUGUAAUUUCAGUCAAAAUGCUGAAGGAAGCCAUUGGUGCAUCAAUGCGCGCAUUUUGGGAUUUUCUUCAUGCUGAUAAAGAAGAAGUUUGUGCAAUACCUCUGAUGGGUAUUCAUGGUGUUCAGGUUGUUCUCCAAGAUCCUUCAGAUACAGAGUUGCUAGCAGAAAUUCGUUCGAGUCUUCAAAAGAAGGAGAAGAGGCUCAAGGACUUAGUAAGAAGUGGGAAUUGCUUAGUGAAGAAGUUCAAGAAGCAUCAAGAUCAAAGACUAAGCCAUGAAACACUUGUUGCACAGGUGGAACUUCGUUUGGUCUCUCGAGUGUUGAGUAUGCCCAAAUUAACUACCGAUCAACUCUUAUGGUGCCAUAAGAAAUUGAACAAGAUUGAUAUAAUCGGCAGGAAGAUCUACCUAGAGUACUCAUUUUUGCUCUUUCCUUGUUAACCACGAGCUAGCUCCUCCUGAUUUCGUAGGAGCUAUGUUACUCAGACGGUACAUCUCAUCUUAAGCACUCGUGUCAAAUUCUCUCGAACAUGGUUAUGAACAUCUCGACUCUUCACUUUAGACCAAAAUCAUGGAAAUUUUUGACAAGUAUCUGUGUCCGAUACAAAACACGAGUAUCCAAGUCCAAGUAACAUAGCAUAUGCAUAGAAGUAUUAUAGAGAAAGCUUUGCCUGGCGCAAAGAAUAGGGAUUCCAACACCAAUGUACAGAAAAUUAAUAAUACUCAGCUUUUGUCAUGUACGAAGGAAGUUUUAUAAAUUCCUUGUGUAUGAUUUUGCUGCUUAGAUAUUUAGGGGAUAAAAGCACAUGAAUUAUGUACAAUAGGAAAGUUAAGCAAUCAAAAAUGAUGCUGAACAUCUUGCUGUACUUUCUUGUAGUAGCAGAGAUCUGCAGCUUAUGUUAAUUUCAUGUGCAUUAUGUUAAUAAAAAGAAAAUUAAUUAUAAUCA
Beta vulgaris subsp. vulgaris (sugar beet) is the source of this 3548-nucleotide messenger RNA. RefSeq lists its product as uncharacterized. The transcript is spliced from 5 exons. Bases 634 to 3042 code for a protein of 802 amino acids. Lineage: Eukaryota; Viridiplantae; Streptophyta; Magnoliopsida; Caryophyllales; Amaranthaceae. The record is from RefSeq and is a predicted model, not a curated record.